GCGUUGUGACGUCAUAACGCUGCGCUCCUGCAUCUGUGAUUCGGCUGAAGAAAGGACGAAGUGUCCAAACACUCCUGCUGAAGCAGCUGAGCUCCACGUGACUCUGUAAUAAAGAUGGCGUUUAUUAAAGUUGAGAGUGAAGACAUGAAGAUUGAAGAAGUAUUCAGUGUCAAACAUGAAGAUACUGAGACACAAACAGACGAAUCCAGUCAUACACACCUAGGAUGGGAGUCUCCUGAUAACAAGUCAGCGACAGAGGAUGUGCCAAACCCCAAAGAAACUUUCACCACCCACAAAAAUUACUGCUAUGUCUGCAAGAAACCUCAGUCUAAAAUUUCACGUCACUUCAAACAGCAUCAAAACAGUGAGACGGAAAUUGCUGCUGCAUUCUCUCUCCCUAAACACUCCCAGGACAGAAAACGGUUACUUGAGAAGCUACGAAACCGAGGCAACUACCAACACAAUCAAGAGGUUAUAGAAAGAAAAAGAGGACCACUGAAAAUAAGGAGGCGCACAGGAAGGUCAGAAAUCGAACUGAGUGCCAAAACAUUUGUGCAUUGUGUAUACUGUAAAGGCCUGUUUGUUCGCAAGGAGCUGUGGCGCCAUACACGGAGAUGCCCUUCAAAGAUGUCGGAAGCAACUGGCAAGGCCAAAGUAUUAGAUUUGGCUGAUAUUGCGGAGUCAAUAUUCUCCCAACCAAUAUCUCCUGACGUGUGGAAGAUCUUGGGAAAAAUGAAGAAUGAUGACAUUUCAUCAGUAGUUCGAAAUGAUUUCCUCAUACUUCAGUUGAGUCAGUGUCUUUACAACAAGCAUGGCAGUGAUCCAACAAAAUCUGAAUACAUCAGACAGAAGGCUCGAGAAAUGGGCCGACUCUUGCUAAAAUUGAGAAGAAAAUACUCCAUAUAUAGCUUUGAAGAUGCUGUGAAACCGAACAAUUUUUACAAAGUUGUUGAGGCUGUGAAAGAUGUUGCUGGUUACGAUGAAAAGAGCCAUAUGUACAAGACACCAAGUCUUGCAUUGAAGUUAGGACAUUCACUUAACAAGAUUGGUGACAUUAUUCUCUGCAGGGCCAUCGCAGUAGAGGAUGAUGUUAUGACAAAAGCAACAGAGCAAUUCAAAAGAUUGUGCUCAAGUGAAUGGACAGGACAUGUCUCCAAUGCUGCUCUUGCUACUUUGAACAAAUCAAAGUUCAGCAAACCAUCUACUAUACCAUUCACACAGGACGUGCAGCUUCUCCAUCAGUACCUAGAGAAGAAAUCAGUUGAUGUUUCUGAAAGCCUGAAAAAUCAUGAGUCUUCACACACCUAUGCAGAACUUGCCAAAGUGGCACUUGCACAAGUAAUAAUAUUCAACAGACGUUGUGCAGGAGAAGUCUCAAAAAUGACGCUUGAGUGCUUUAAGAAAAGAAACCAGACUGAGCUCCACGAGGACAUAGCUCUCGGUCUCUCUCCAUUUGAACAAAAAAUGUCCAAGCAUUUCAGCAGAGUAGAAAUCCUGGGCAAGAAAGGGAGAAAAGUUGCUAUUUUGUUCAAUCCUGAACUCGUCAGAACCAUUAAACUUAUUGUGGAGAAGAGAGAUGUAUGUGAAGUAGACCGGGACAACCCCUUCCUAUUUGGAAGACCAAAGUGCUCACCCACCAGCUUCUUCAGGGGACAGGACUGCAUCAGGCUUUUUGCAAGUCAAUGUGGUGCGAAGAACCCAGAACAUCUCAGGUCUACACAGCUCCGCAAGCAAGUGGCAACAGUGUCCCAGAUUCUCAGUCUUAAGGAUAACGAGCUAAACCAACUUGCCAACUUUUUGGGCCAUGACAUUCGGGUCCAUAGAGACUAUUAUCGGUUGCCAGAUGCAACUAUAGAAAUUGCAAAAAUCUCAAAGCUGUUACUAGCAAUGGAAAAAGGAAAUCUUGCAAGAUUCCAAGGAAAAACUUUUGAUGAAAUUGAGAUUGAAGAAGAAAUUGAUCUGGAAUCAGACGAGGAAGAAAUAAGUGAUGAAGAUGAUGAAGAGUCAGGUCCUGCCCAUAGAGUAAGGGGGAUGAAGUUGACCCAGGAAGAGGCAGAAAGUUCCAAUGGAAAAAGAAAAAUGUCCCCAGGUGAAGCUGAGUGCUCCACAGAGGCCAAAUCAAGGAGAAUUGGGAAAAGGCCAUGGAGCCCAAAUGAAGUGAAUGCCGUUAUGAAACAUUUCAAAGCCCAUAUUUCAAAAGGACACCUCGUAACAACAGCAGAGUGUAAGAAGUGCAAGGCUGCAGAGGACCCUGUUCUAAGAGAAAGAACAGUACAGAAUAUAAGGGAUUUCGUGAGGAACCGAGGUUUGCAGUUAAAAAAAUAAAUGUUCUUAGAUUAGUUCAUUUGUUGACCCAGUGAAGUUCAAAGGAAAGGAUGUAUAGAAAAGAAAAAUGUACAACAGCUUGAGUUAUGGGUAAUCUUGAUCAGUUUUACAGUAUAUGGCAACCAUUUCUAGAUCGUUUGGACCAAUGUAAUGCUUACUUUGACCAGCAAUGUAGUGCUUAGUAUUUGUCUGCCCCCUAUUGAGUGCUUUGUUUUUCCACUGAAACUGCUUGUAUGCCCUGAUUACUCUUAAAAGUCUGUUUUUAUAUAUAAUUACUUUAUUAUUGUAAUUAUUAUUUUAUGUAUUUUGUUCUUGUUUUUUUUGUGUUUAUUGUGCAAUGUGAAACUAAUAAAAAUACUUAUUUAAAAAACACUACAAAAGCAGUUCAAUCAAGAGCAGCGAGUGAUUCCCUCUUUUUAUUUAUUGUUAGAUGAACAUUGAGACAGACGGCCUAUUAUGUCCUACUGUACUGCACGGAUAUAAUGUUCCACAUCAGAUGUUUUUUUUUUUCCAACAGUUCCCCAAACC
Molecule: messenger RNA, 2853 nt
Organism: Cyprinus carpio (common carp)
Lineage: Eukaryota; Metazoa; Chordata; Actinopteri; Cypriniformes; Cyprinidae
Source: RefSeq, a predicted model, not a curated record